Messenger RNA from Aspergillus brunneoviolaceus CBS 621.78, 306 nucleotides. RefSeq lists its product as uncharacterized. NCBI's taxonomy places the organism in Eukaryota, Fungi, Ascomycota, Eurotiomycetes, Eurotiales, Aspergillaceae. The transcript has a single exon. Bases 88 to 246 code for a protein of 52 amino acids. The record is from RefSeq and is a predicted model, not a curated record.
AUUUGGCCACGCGGACGAAAAGGUUCAGAUAUCAGCGGCACUUCGAUGAGGGCGUCAUUAGUCAUUUUUUAGCGGCAUUGUUUUUUUAUGGCGUUCAGAGGAGAGACGCGUGUGUCUGUGCGGUAUAGGCUCUGGGUGGGCCGUUGCACCUUUAUUCUAUUUGCAUCUUUCUUCUUAGAGAUACUUCCGAUGUACUUUUCUCCUUUCUUUCGAUUUCACCCCCUCUCGCAGUUGAUUUUUCCCUGAUUCACAUUUUCUGUCAUCUAAUCAAUCUCGCAUGCUGGCAUACUUCUGCUGAUUGAUUUU